Messenger RNA from Chiloscyllium plagiosum (whitespotted bambooshark), 8067 nucleotides. Lineage: Eukaryota; Metazoa; Chordata; Chondrichthyes; Orectolobiformes; Hemiscylliidae. The record is from RefSeq and is a predicted model, not a curated record.
UUUUAAAAAACUAAGGGUCUGAGUCCUUGUGGUUCAGUGAUAAUAUCCCUACCUUUGAAGCAGGAGGCCUGGGAGAUUGUACCACAUCCUAAAGGAAGUUGAUUGCCUUCUGGGGAGAUGAGCAGAGGAAUGGACUUGGGGCUCUGUGUUAGUGCUGCUGCCUGGAAUCCCCCCUCAAGACUGUUCGCGGGUGCUCCACCUGGGGCUCCCUGAGACUAUUGUUGCUGCCUGGAGCCAACCCUGAAAUUGUGACCAGUACUGCCGGGGGCAUCUUGACUUGCCUGAUUCAGCACCUAAAAAUUACCAUCACUGGAACCUGCAUUAUUAACAUCCUGGGGAUUACCUCAGACAAGAAACUGAACUGGACCAGCCACAUAAACAGCCACUUUGACAAGAGCAGGACAAAGGUCUAGUGCAAGCUAGAAAAUUCCAUAGCCAGUGAAAUGCUUUGAAAGACAAAUCUGCAACUAAUCAGUCUUAUUUCAUUUUUUAAACUGUGGGAAGUCUACUUAUUGAGCAGAGGCUGUGGACUUCAACAAGCGCCCAUUGAAGAGAAGGAUUGUGAGGGUCAACACUUUACUCAUCAUCAUCAUCGUUGGCCUCCCUUGUAGACGAGGAUGACUCUCUGCCACUCUCAGGAUAUUAGAUGAGGAGUUCUUAUGACAAAUAUGAGCUGGGCCUUUUUAACACGUCUUCUUGAAGAAAUCCACAAUCAUUCCACCUUUGUUGGCAAGGUAUGGCUCACGGUGCUGAUUAUUUUCCGCAUUGUGCUGACUGCAGUUGGAGGGGAGUCUAUAUAUUCUGAUGAACAGAGCAAAUUUGUCUGUAACACCAAACAGCCUGGGUGUGAGAAUGUCUGCUAUGAUGCAUUUGCACCUCUCUCCCAUGUGAGGUUCUGGGUUUUUCAGAUCAUCAUGAUAUCUACCCCAUCUAUAAUGUACCUUGGCUAUGCCAUCCACAAGAUUGCCAGAUCCACUGAAGAAGAAAAGAAAAACAAGUUUUUCAAGAAGAAGAAACUGUCAACAGUACGAUGGCAAGUCCAUCAUAAUUCAGAACAAACAGAGGACGAAGAUGAGGAAGAGCCAAUGAUCAAUGAUGAAACAGAAAGUGAGAAAAAAGUCAGUAGCAAUGAAAAACAUGAUGGAAGGCGACGCAUCUUGCAAGAAGGUCUGAUGAAAAUGUAUGUUUUCCAGUUGAUUUUCAGGGCUAUAUUUGAGGUGGCUUUCCUUCUGGGACAAUAUUUUCUGUAUGGAUUUGAAGUUGAUCCAUCCUAUGUCUGUACUAGAAAUCCCUGUCCUCAUACUGUGGACUGCUUUGUCUCAAGACCUACUGAGAAGACGGUCUUCCUCAUUGUAAUGUAUGUAGUCAGCUGUCUUUGCCUAAUUCUUAAUAUCUGUGAGAUGUUCCAUCUGGGCUUUGGAACCAUCAAAGAUAUAAUCCGUAGCAAACGGCGUAAUCAGAACAACAUGAGACCUUUCCCUUACCAUUAUCCUCGGAACAUUCCAUCAUCGCCACCAGGAUACAAUCUGGUGGUCAAAUCGGACAAGUCCACCAAGGUUCCAAAUGGCCUUAUGGCUCAUGAGCAAAACUUAGCUAAUGUAGCCCAAGAGCAACAGCCCACGAGUCCAGAUGACAACAUCCCACCUGACUUGGCCAGGCUCCACAAACACCUGAAAGAUGCCCAGGAGCAGUUAGAUAUUGCUUUUCAGAGUUAUAACAGUCAAGAGAAUGCGCACAAAUCCAGGACCAGCAGCCCAACAUCAGGAGGUACUGUAGUGGAGCAAAACCGUGUCAACACUGCUCAUGAGAAACAGGGUGCUAAGCCCAAACCUGUCUCAGAGAAAGGCAGCUCCAGUAGCAAAUCUGGAGAUGGAAAAACAUCCGUUUGGAUUUAAUCUCUGUUUAUAGUCAAUUAAGUUUACAAUAUUCCCUUAAAAAAAAGGCAGUAGCCACUUUCUGCACAUUUUACUACAGUCUGCUUUAUCUUAGAUAACCAACAUAAUAACAAUAUGGCUUCUUGGGUUGUCAGAAUUGUUGGACAAGGCUCCAAGCAUGAAAUCUGGUUCAAUGACGGUGCAAAAUAGAAAAUUGAUACCAGAUGCCAGAUGGUGGUGCUCCUGAUUUCCUAGCCAUCGAAAUCAAUGACUACAAACUGAGAGGCCCAUAAAUCAUAUGUAGAAAUUGUUUUACUAAUCAUUUGGUCCUAUUGAACAAAGCUUUAUGUUGGGCUCAUAGUGCUGUCCCUCUCAACUUUCCCUAAACCAUUAGGUAUCUGCUCAUACUCAACACCAAAAUGGGGUAACAUCUAGAGUUACUGCAUUAAGAAUGCAUGCAUUUGUGGUGACAAAGAUUAUAGUUGUUUUCAUUUGAAAAUUUAAACAGUUUUUGGGUCACUAUUAAUCUCCUUUACCUGAUUCACUUUGUGCCUGUUUCACAGGAGACAAGCCAUUGACUCCGUUAUAGCUACAAAGGAUUAAACUGCAAUUAUCAUUUUACUUUCUUGUCCAAUUUCAUUUAGUAGCCAUUUCACCUUAUAGUAAUGGGUUGGUUCAAAAUGUCAGAACUUUGACGAACUGUAAAAGGGAAAUAUAAAUACUUAUAUGCUUUGAAAGACAAACUGAAAAGACAAACUGUCCAGCCACAUUGUUUUGUUGUCCUUUGUCUUGCUAAAGAAAAAAGACCCUAUCCAAUACUCUUUUACUCUCUUUUGGUUCAAAAAGUAGGACAAUUUCAUCCUGCAUUGCUCUUUUCUCAAGUUUUAUCGACUUGCUGCAUUUCUUUAACUUUGGCAAAAUGAUCUCAUCUUUUAAUAUGACCAUUUCGUUGAUAAACUAGUUUCAUUUUCAAAGAAAAUCAAAUAUAUCUUAACAAAUUUAAACAAAAAGCUAUGCAAUUUUGUCACAAAGGCACAUGGGUUGUGGAGGAAGGAAAUUUGACAUCUUCUCCAAGCAACAUCAGGAAGUGUUUGUGUAGAAACAUCUGUAGAUUGGAAAUUCUCUCCUUUAUGAUUAAGGAUUGAGGAAAUUAUAUGAACAAGUGUUGAUGGGAAGAGGGGUUGGGAAGUGCAAGCUUUUUAUUUAAAAAAAGGGCAGACAAAUUCCAAGGAAAGUUGCCAUUGUCUUAAAAUGCCAUUUUAGAAUUUUGGUUCUGGAGCAGCUUUUUCAAACAAUGGUUGGCGAAGUGCAUUAACCCUAAUUCAGGUACACCUAAUAAUAACCGAUUUGUACACUGCAUUUGAAAAUGAAGGCUUAUGCUACACUGCACUUCAGCCUCAAGCGACAGUUGAAACUAUACACUGAACAAGUGUUGUUGUUUCCUGUUCCAACCGUCCAUGUGACCAGGAAAAACAAAUCCAAAUUGUUUAAGAAUUAAUCUGUUUGAAACUCUAACUUGCAAAAGAGUUUUAAAACUCUGACUUGCAAAAAUCCUAAUUAGAAACAGAAAAUGUUUGAAAUGCACAGCUGGCCAAAUAUAAAAUUUUACAGUGUAGAAGAACACACUUGUGCUGGCUCUGCUUAGUUCCAGCCCAGUACCAGAUGUUUGAAGUGUGAUCCUUCAUCAUAAUGUAUGACGGUAUUGUGAAGGCAAAUUGAAAUAGAUUUACAGAAGCAAAAAAUGAUGACAUCAAUAAUGUUUCAUGUACAUAAAGUUCAAAAAUCAUUAAAGCUGCAUGGGUUUGAGCAGAGGAUUAAUUAGCUCUUGAAAGUUACUGCCCAGAAUGACCAGGAUAAACUGCUCCUCUGCAUGAUAACUGAAUCCCAUAAGGCAAUGUCAUGUGUGUCCCAUUGCAGUUCAAACAAAUUUUGUUUAUCAAAACCUCAGUUUAUUUCAGGUCAUGUUAGAUGAUAUAAAACACAUAACUAAUCUUUGCCCAAGUUAUUUGCCAGCUUGUUGUCUGGAAGCUCAGUUUUCAGGGAGUCAGGAGUAUAAUCCAUUGUUGGUGUCAAAAUAAUGCCCAAUCAUGUAAUGUCCACACAGUGAAAUUAGCAACUUGCUGAAUAGUUAACUUAUUUUUAUUGUGAAUAGUUACGCCUUUGUUUAUCAGAUGAUACUUUUAGUCUCCUGGUCUCUUUAGGUUGUUCAGUAGGUAAGACCAAGAAGUAAGUUGCUCCUUGCUCCUCAACCUCCUCACACAUUUCUUUGAGCCAGUUAGUAAACUUACAGGAUUGCCAGAGGUUAGCUUUAUCUUGAGAGAAAAUCCUGAUUUCUACUUCUCCCUACCCUUCAUUCGGUUAAAGUUGAAGGUUUUCCCUUAAGAUAUAUCCACAAUGCAGCCAAGAUCAGGAAUUGAGUAGCUGGCAGAAUUGUAUCUCCAGCCAGCAAUGUUCUGUGCAACACUGGGCAUCAGACUUUCCAAUUUAAAAAUUAUGUUGAUGUAUUUAGAUUGUUUUUACAGGAAAAUAAAUCAUACUUGGUGUACCAGACUGUUCAGUUUAUCACAAUGCAUGAUGCAGAAUGUACAUUAUUGCUUUUCAUUCCCAAUCCAGAACUUUUUAUAUUUCAAUUAUUGAUUACUAAAUACUUCGUUCUUUCACUUCUUUCUGUGACUAAUAUCACAAUAUGAUAUGUUCCUAAUCCAAGAACUAGGCCUGGAAAUAUAGCUAAGCUGUCCUUUUGAGAAUUGGCUUGACCUGCUGUGCUUUUCUAACACUUUCUCUUUAUUUUCUGAUUUACUUAUUUAUCCUUAAAUCUAUACCAUUAUUUAUUGAUUAAAAGACAAAUAUAGCCCUUUAAGUAUCUGCUCGAGAUAAUGGGACAGUGAAUGGAUUGAAUGGAAAUACACAUUAGUUUAUGAGCUUUGAACAACAGUCAUCAGAUAACAAAUGUAUAUUUGUAAUACAUUGCCCAGUUGAAACUAUCAUGCGCUGUGAACUUUAUUUUCCAAUGCACUGAAAAUCAGGAUCAAUUUGUUUGCUUGUUUGGCACUUCUCAUUUAUCGACUGUAUAACAGUUCUUGUUUUAAACAUAUUCUUUCUACUAAGUGCCUUAGCUCAUGAAAAUAAAUUCUUUAGAUGUAAAUUUUUAUGAUGAAAAAUGACAGUACAAAACAGUAACUGCAUUCUUAGAUCUAGAGUGUUUGCAUUUUUAUCAUAGAAAGUAAUGUUUAUACAUCAGGUGGGAUUUUGAAAAGAAAUCUGAACUCAAUGGCUUAGCUAACUAUUUGUAGCUCAGAUAUUUUUACGUAGAUACAGUAAUCAUUUCUAAUAUUACACACAAAUGCUGGAAAGGCACAGUAGGUUGAUCAGGAUCUGGAAGAAAUAGAUUGAUGUUUCAGGUAAGACAGUACAUAUACAGCAAGUCACUUUUUGGAUUUACAGCAUUUUGUAGUUUUAUAUCUACAGUAUAUAUUAUGUAAAUGUUAUCUUUAUGACAUGUAUUUAGUACAUAAUGUGCACAUAUUGAAUUGUAGGUUAUCUGAAAGUAGAGAUGAAGAAACUUCAAUCCAGUUCUGACGAAGGGUCACUGGACCUGAAAUGUUAAUACUGUUUUCUAUUUACAGAUGCUACCAGAUAUGCUGAGAUUUUCCAGCAAUGUCUGUUUUUUAGACCACAAUCUAUGCUGGCUUGAACCGAGCUGGGUCAGGUCUGGGCUAAGAAUUUCAGAAGUUGCCUGAAGGAGGUAGAAAACAAAAAGCUAUUCUUUGUAUUAUUAGCAUACAGACGUUUGGCACAUUUCUUUGGCACUUCUUAGUUAGUUAGUGCCUCUGAUUAGACAUGGAAUGUCAUAAAAUGCACUAAACAUUCAUAUGCUAACAUUGCAAAGACCAAUGUUUAAGUUGUAGAUAAUGGGAUCCCAUGGGAUAUGAACAAACAAGCUUUAACAUUUUUAUCAAAAACUCUUCUGUUGACAAUGGCUGUUUUUUUUCCCACUUCUGUAAUUAUUAGACUAUUGGUGAGUUGUGAAAUGGUAACCUCUGUCACCAGGUCUUGUAGAAUUAAAAUUAGGACAUCUCCUAAACCAGAAGGAUCAAGAGUAUAACUCCACUCCACCCUGAACUAGUUUACCCACGGAACUGAUGGUGACUAGGCUGCAAUAAUUGAUCUCAACAUUCCAAGGUUAAGGGAAGAGAAAAUUCAAAUUGGAAUCUUUUUGCUGAUCACUAUUGAAUGAUCUCCUGCUGCAAAAACACAAACAACUGUAACGUCCUCUGUAAUUGAUUAAUAUAUUGACAUUCACUAUCUAAUUGUGUCUGUCUAUAAUGAUUGCUUGCGUGACAUAUUGGAAAUUUCAAGGAAUUAUACUUGAACAUGAUUAGAGAAUGGUGGUAGAAUCAAACCCUUACUAGUUGAUGUAACUGUUUUCAGACAGAAACCUAGCAUCUUUUUUUACUAUUUCAUGAAAUUUAGCAUCACUGGUAAGGCCAUCAUUUAUUGUCCGUGCCUAGUUGCUCUUGGAAUUGAAUGUCUUGCUAGGCCAUUUCAGAGUGCAGUUAAAGUAUAUUGCUAUGGAUCUGGAGUUACCUACAGGCCAGACCAGGUGAGGACAGCAGAGUUCCUUCUCUAAAGGGCAUUAAUGACUUAGAUUUUGUGUGGAUUGCAGAGAGAUCAUAGCUAUAUCAUUGAAGCAUCUUUUUUUCUGAGUCAUCUGUUGUUGCCUUAAACAUUCAAGAAAUGUAGAAAAUAUUUAAUACAAUUGAGACAUGGUUUAAGUCACUUUCCAUGGCCCUUUUUCAAGCAGUAAAGAAUGCAAAUUUCUUGAGAAAUCAGAUAUUUUUAAACACAAUCCUUAUUUAUAUCAAGAAUUUGAUGUAGUUAUAGUCAUGCAUUUUCUUCAAAAACAGAGAAAACAUUAACAUGAACUGAUCAACAUUGGGAGAAGAAAUAAAAUAAUAGAUAAUUUGCUAUUGAAAUAGAAUAGUUCAUUGUUAAUUUGUGCUCAUAGUAGCAGCUGACCUAUUAAUAGAGAUUAUUAUAUCAGUGGUACACUGUUAACUAGAUUAUACUUAAAAUGUAAAUGUACUAGUGGCUAGUUCAAUAUGCUAGAGUAUGAAGUCAAAUUACAGCAAAAAGUUUAACAGUAUAGUAGAAUUGAAAAUAAGCAUUUGCCACAAGGGCAUGGUAGUCAAUUUGAGUGGUUCCGUGUGAUUUCUUAUUUAGGAUUUUGUUCUUUUGAUAUACUGAAAUUGGGAACAAUUGUUGAAUAUUUUAGCCAUUUGAGAUUGUGACCUAAGGUUGAGCAACGUCAAAGCAGCCAGACAGCACAAAUGUAAAACUUAUGGCGUGGAGUUCAGCUAUUUUGAAUGUGUACAGGCCCAGAAGCUGGCAGUAAUUACUACUGGUGCCACUCGAACAUUGAGUAUCCUGGUAAGGAGAAUCACAUAAUUAAUUUUAUAUUAAUGGCCAAAACCAGUUUCACACUAACUGUCCAUUAUUAUAGAAACUCCUAAUUUUCAUAACUAUUGAAAUCAAGCAGGUGAGUGAUCUGCUUCACCAAUCAGACUCUACAAACGUUAAGAAUUUGGAUGUAAACCAUUUUGACAUCUUAUAGAUUCAUGUUUCUAUAGUGAGAAUGUUCCUUGUGCAUCUCAAAAAGACGAUUGAAUUAUUCUCAAUUUGCCUUAACUGUAUAGGAUCUGAAAUUCCCCAAAGUUGCCCUGCAGUAUUACCAGGCCUUUAGCAGAAGAGGGACAGGACAUCAGAGAAGUGGCUGUUUUCAGUCAUGUGUUUUUUUGACAUUUCUACCCACCUCCCAAUUCUGGCAGUGGAGUUUCCAGUGAAAAUUAUACAUUUUAGUCUAUAAAACUAAAUUGUUGUGCAACACAUUCAGUGGCUGUAAACAAAAAGUGCUACAAAAUUCCACUUCUGCUCGGCUCAUGAUCAACACACCUUGAGUGUUAAUUCCAUGUAAGAUGCAGGCGUACUAGGGAAUUCCAUAAGCUACCAGUUGCCUGUGGCUAUGCAGAGAGCUCAGGGAUUGUUAGGUCCCUUGUCUGUUCCCCUUUGAUAAAAGAAAGCUCAAUGUGCCCUUCCAAUCUCUUAAGGUGAAAAAUAGUUGUAAAGUUAAAACAACAAAUCUAACCAAGGUCCAAAUCUGAACCCCUCCAAGCACCCCCAACACAGCCCAAUA